Molecule: messenger RNA, 1969 nt
Organism: Elaeis guineensis (African oil palm)
Lineage: Eukaryota; Viridiplantae; Streptophyta; Magnoliopsida; Arecales; Arecaceae
Source: RefSeq, a predicted model, not a curated record
AUAUUGAAGAGACAUUUUCUUCACUGGUUGAUGCUGCUGCUGCUAAAUUAAAAGAUCCUGAUGUUGCUUACCUAGUUGAAGGUCCAGAUAUCAGUUCCGAGGAGGCAUCUCAUUCUAUUGUUUUACAUGGAGAGGAGUUAGAUUUCGACAAGCAUCCCUCUAAUCACAAGCCCUUAAAUUCUAGUGCAGAAGCUCAAGCUUGUUCAUAUUUCUGUUCGAAAAAUAAGUUUAAGUCAACAUCUGCUGCAAGAGAGACUGCAGAUGCAAUUCGAGUAACUGUCCUGUCAAAUAAAUCAAGAAAUAAUAAUUCUGGUGCUCCUAUUGCCGAGUAUUUACCAGCAUCAGAACCGGCAAGAAUUGUAGUUGCGAGCUUCAAGCUAGAUGUAUUGUGCUAUGCUUCGGAAGAUUUUCCUGUGACUGCUGCUAUAUCUAAAUUGGUUGUACCUGCAUUAGUUGAUCAGUUAGAAACUAUGAAGAAGGCUAUCAUACCAGAGAUUUUAUCACAACAUCCUCAGUUAUGUCCAUAUCACUUCCUCCCCCCUGGGAUUUUGCAUCCAAUAACGGCUAUUUAUGAACUCAGAUAUGGGGAGACAGAGGUGAAACAAGGUGAAAUUAGAAAAUCUUUACACUCAAGACUGGGUUUACCUUUGGAUCGUCCUUUAUUACGUAUUGCUAAUGCACUAAGUAUUGGCAGUAAAAGCAUCAUGAGAAGCAACUCAAUACCAAAUGGUUGUCCAUUACUUAAAGAUGUCCACACUGGAAUUCCAAAUAGUGGGGUUUCUGGAGGCAUUGCAUCCCUAAUUGAUGGUUCUUAUGAAUAUUAUCAUUACCUUCUCAACGGAAUGGAUGACAGUGGCUGGGGAUGUGCUUACCGCUCUCUACAGACUAUCAUAUCUUGGUAUCGGCUUCAGCAGUACACAUCCAUUGAAGUUCCCUCACACAGGGAAAUUCAGCAGACUCUUGUUGAAAUUGGUGAUAAGGAACCUUCAUUUGUUGGGUCACGUGAAUGGAUUGGAGCCAUUGAGUUGAGCUUUGUUUUGGAUAAACUUCUGGGUGUUGGCUGCAAGAUCAUAAAUGUGAGAUCUGGGGAAGAGCUUCCAGAGAAAUGCAGGGAGCUUGCCAUGCAUUUUGAGACACAGGGAACCCCUGUAAUGAUUGGUGGUGGUGUCUUGGCAUAUACUCUAUUGGGAGUUGAUUACAAUGAGGUGAGUGGAGAUUGUGCCUUUCUGAUUCUCGAUCCUCACUACACAGGUAAUGAUGAUUUGAAAAAGAUUGUUAAUAGUGGAUGGUGUGGGUGGAAGAAGGCUGUUGAUAGCAAAGGCCGAAGUUUCUUCUUGAAGGAUAAGUUCUACAAUCUUCUGCUUCCCCAAAGGCCUAACAUGGUGUGAGAGAUCAUGUGAAAUAUUGGGGUGAUUAAAUAAAUUAAAAAAAAGGAUACAUGUAGAAGAGGAUAAAGAAAAAGAAACAUGCACUCUUGCUGCACAACCACAACACCCCCCAACCACCCCAAUAAAAGGAGGGAAAAAAAGACAAGUUUGUAUUGGUAGCGAGGAUAUCAAGGAGACCAAGAGUUUUCUACAUUACAGAUGCUCAUCUCAAGCCAACUUCUGUUUUGGAUUUUUUUACCUUUUCAAGUCACAUGUCAUUGUAUUGAAACUCUCAGUAAGAACAUGAUUUAAUGUCUUCUUGAGGGCACAACAGAAGUUAGUCAUAUGUUCAUCAGUGGUAGAAGCAGGCAGCAAGUGAUCUCGUCAACCAACCUUUUGUGACCCUGAACGUGGGAUUAUUUCUUUUGACCAUCUCAUGCACUUCCAUAUGCAGCUUAACUGACAUGAAUUUAUAAGAACUUUUGUAGCUGUUUUUAAACUUUAUUUUCUUUUGCUGAUGAUGUAUCGUUAUCCACUUCACUGGAGAACUAUAUCUUGGAGUCAUUUUAGCAUGGAGGGCUGGGGGUUACUCUUUCUGGUGA